Molecule: messenger RNA, 1193 nt
Organism: Nerophis lumbriciformis (worm pipefish)
Lineage: Eukaryota; Metazoa; Chordata; Actinopteri; Syngnathiformes; Syngnathidae
Source: RefSeq, a predicted model, not a curated record
GUUUGAUGUCCUUCAUGCUAAUAUGACAUCACAUGACAUGCAUAAGCUAUAAGGAAGGGAGUUGUCCUUCACUCCAUGGAACAGAACUACAGGAAUGAAAGUGUAAAGCGAGAAGGACACAGGUAUCUUGCACAUCACUUGGAGCCCACACAAGUUUGCUGAGUGUCUGAGGACAGCAGAGGAGGACAAGCAAACAUGAAGGUGGAGAUGUGGAAGGUGCACGCCACGCUACAGUCGGCGCUGGAUGGCAACGUGGCGAUUUCGACACCUCCAAAUGUGGACAUUCAGCAAUUGUUGGAAAACUUGCCGCCAGACCAGCGGGAACGACUGGAGGAGUACUACUUUGAAAAGGAAAGGGCCAUACUCCUCGAACGUCAAGUUGCCGCAAAGGCCCUUCAGGAUGCCGGAAAGGCCCUUCAGGAUGCCGGAAAGGCCCUUCAGGAUGCCGGAAAGGCCCGUCAAGAUGCCGGAAAGGCGCGAGAUGAGCUUGUCCAGAACCAAUUGAAGUCCCUGAACACAAUCCAAGCCCUUCAAGUUGAGAACAGAGCUCUCAAGAGAAGAGUCGCCCGCGAUGUCGGUGAAGGGAUCGGGGCCCGCGAUGUCGGUGAAGGGAUCGUGGCCCGCGAUGUCGGUGAAGGGAUCGUGGCCCCCGAUGUCGGUGAAGGGAUCGUGGCCCCCGAUGUCGGUGAAGGGAUCGUGGCCCCCGAUGUCGGUGAAGGGAUCGUGGCCCGCGAUGUCGGCGAAGGGAUCGUGGCCCGCGAUGUCGGCGAAGGGAUCGUGGCCCGCGAUGUCGGCGAAGGGAUCGUGGCCCGCGAUGUCGGCGAAGGGAUCGUGGCCCGCGAUGUCGGCGAAGGGAUCGUGGCCCGCGAUGUCGGCGAAGGGAUCGUGGCCCGCGAUGGCGGCGAAGGGAUCGUGGCCCGCGAUGGCGGCGAAGGGAUCGUGGCCCGCGAUGUUGGCGGCGAAGGGAUCGUGGCCCGCGAUGGCGGUGAAGGGAUCGUGGCCCGUGAUGGCGGUGAAGGGAUCGUAGAGGAUCCCGGUGAUGAGGCACCGGCGGCCAAAAGGGCCAGACGAAGCCACUCCAUAUAAGGCGGUACCAUGGGCUCAGCGCUGCGGAGUGGUACCAUGUGGCACCAUGUGGUACCAUGGGUUGAGUGCUGCUGCUGUCCCACUUCAAUAAAAAAUUGAUUGACAAA